ACAGGCACCAACAACAUCCCCCUGGGAAACCGCCGUCGCUUCGGCGCCCAGUCGGACGAGGACGCCUCUGCCCCGCCGCCGCCGCCGGACACCGCGUACCCUCCCCCCCCGCCGUCGCCCGUCCACAGAGCUCCACCGCCGCCUGCUGAGCCGCACAAGCCCGCCGAUGAUCUCAUUCCUGGCGAGAAGCGAGGCCGCUCGGAUGACCGCGAGCCCAGGCGUCGCAAGAAGAACAGAUGGGGGGCCGCCGAUGACAACAAAGCCCUUGGGCUCAUUGGAUUGCCCACGGCCAUUACCAGUAACAUGACCAGUGAGCAAUUGGAAGCAUACGCGUUGCACUUGCGAUUGGAGGAAAUUGGCCAGAAAUUAAAGAUCAACGAUGUCGUUCCUCCGGAUGACGAGAGAUCUCCUUCUCCGGCUCCUCAAUACGACAGUUUCGGUCGCAGGACAAACACCCGUGAAGUCCGUUACCGCAAAAAGCUCGAAGACGAACGACACCGCUUGGUCGAUAAGGCCAUGCGCACCAUUCCGGACUUCAAGCCUCCUGCUGAUUACCGCCGUCCGACCAAGACGCAAGAGAAGAUUUACAUUCCGGUCAAUGACUACCCCGAGAUCAAUUUUAUCGGUCUACUUAUCGGCCCUCGUGGUAACACGUUGAAGAAGAUGGAAACCGAGUCUGGCGCCAAGAUUGCUAUUCGUGGAAAGGGAUCCGUGAAAGAAGGAAAGGGAAGGAGCGAUGCAGCUGCUAACUCCAACUUGGAGGAGGAUUUGCACUGUCUCGUCAUGGCUGACUCGGAAGACAAGAUCAAGAAAGCCAUUGCAGCGAUCGAGAAAAUCAUUGAGACCGCUGCGUCCAUUCCUGAAGGACAAAACGACCUCAAGCGUAACCAGUUGCGUGAGCUCGCUAUGUUGAACGGAACACUUCGUGAUGACGAAAACCAAAUCUGUCAGAACUGUGGAAACAAGGGUCACAGGAAGUACGACUGUCCUGAACAGCGCAACUACACCGCCAACAUCAUCUGUCGUAUCUGUGGUAACGCAGGACACAUGGCUCGUGAUUGUACUCAGCGUAAUGAUCCUUACGCACGGAACCAGGGCGAUGCGGUGGACAGAGAGUACGCGUCCCUUAUGCAGGAGCUUGGACACGGUGGAUCUGGACAAAUUGCAGGACGUAUCGAGGGUCCAGCUGGUGGCGACAGCUCUGUGGCCCCUUGGGCUCAGCAGAACGCUGGCGGUGCCGGCGCGCCUCCUCCAUGGCAACAGGCCAAACAGAACAACCUGCCUCCCUGGCAGCAGCAAGACAGACAAGGUGGUGCUGCGCCUCCGCCUUGGCAACAGGCUGCCGCUCCGGCUCCUGGAUAUGGUGCACCUGAUGCAUACGGAGCUGCU
Molecule: messenger RNA, 1389 nt
Organism: Saitoella complicata NRRL Y-17804
Lineage: Eukaryota; Fungi; Ascomycota; Saitoellomycetes; Saitoellales; Saitoellaceae
Exons: 1
Biological process (GO): regulation of mRNA splicing, via spliceosome
Cellular component (GO): nucleus
Molecular function (GO): zinc ion binding; mRNA binding
Source: RefSeq, a predicted model, not a curated record